Messenger RNA from Pteropus alecto (black flying fox), 1784 nucleotides. It is a transcript of the gene TNFSF4, whose product is annotated as TNF superfamily member 4. The transcript has 3 exons. Gene Ontology annotation, molecular function: tumor necrosis factor receptor binding; cytokine activity. Gene Ontology annotation, biological process: immune response. Lineage: Eukaryota; Metazoa; Chordata; Mammalia; Chiroptera; Pteropodidae. Gene Ontology annotation, cellular component: membrane. Bases 182 to 733 code for a protein of 183 amino acids. The record is from RefSeq and is a predicted model, not a curated record.
ACUGAGAGAGUCCGCUCUGCCUUCUCAAUCGCCUCUCAUCUCUGGUCCUGGGACUGCUGUGUGUUUUCUGAUCGAUAGGUUUUGUUUUGUCUUCACCUCCUUCUCUGUAGGGGAGAGGUCGGUCCUCCCUCAGUUUUCCUUUUGCCACAGUUUUCAUCCUUCCUGCAUCCAGAUUGUGAAGAUGGAAGGGGUCCAACCCCUGGACGAGAAUGCGGGAAAUGCACCAGGGCUGAGGUUCCAGAUGAACAAGCUAUUGCUGGCGGCCUCCGUAAUUCAGGGGCUGGGGCUGGCCCUGUGUCUCACCUACAUCUGCCUGCACUUUCAUGCUUCUCAGGUGCCACCUCAGUAUCCUCCAAUUCAAAGUAUCAGAGCACAAUUUACCAAGUGUGACAAUGAGAAAGGCUUCAUCAUCACAUCUCCAAACCAGGAGACGACCAUGAAGCUGCAAGACAACUCAGUCCUCGUCCGCUGUGACGGGUUUUAUCUCGUCUCCCUGAAGGGCUACUUCUCGCAGGAGCUCAGCCUCAGCCUUCAUUACCGGAAGGGUCGAGAACCCCUCUUCUCCCUGAGCAAGGUCAAGUACGUCAGCUCCAUCGCCGUGGUCUAUCUGGGUUUCAAGGACAAAAUCUACUUGAAUGUGACCACUCACAGUACCUCCUGUGAAGACAUUCAGGUGAAUGGUGGGGAACUGAUUCUCAUUCAUCAAAGUCCUGGUGGAUUCUGCGCCUACUGAGGAUCUGAUGGCCACACCGAAGGCGGGCACCAAGCGUGAGUGUCACAUCAGGGGUGGACAGGACACUGAUGCUUCCUUGGAAGUGGGAGUCAUCCCAGCUCAGCCCCCGUAGAUGGCCACACAGGCUGUGACCGGAAGAAGAUUCCCCCGCCCCGACUCAGGGAUAUUUAAAACUUAUUGUACAUGUCACUUAACUUUAUUUAUCCUCGUAUCUUUUAAAUCCCCAGCCCUCAUCCCUCACAACUGCCUCAAGUAUAUAAGGUACUUCUGCAGAACGAGAAUAUGCAGGGCCUCUUCCUUAAGACACCCUGUUUCCAUUGGUCAGGAAUUCGUCAUAAGAAACUUUCUUUAUUGAAAAAGACACUGGACUACUGUCUGCUGGGAAUUUGACAUCUGGCAUCGUCAAAAUGGAAAGGACCCAGGAGAGGGCUUAUCGAUCUGCCAAAGGUGGCACGGACCUACUCCUGGCAGCCAAAGCUGCCUCGCCAAGAUGCGACUGGUCGCAGUUUGCUUGUGUCCUAAAUACCUCUCUCCUUUGGUGACGUUCAGAAGGAAAAUCGACUCACGAACGGUGCCCUGGCUUUGAACGUGGGCGGCUGAAGACUACUUGGAGCGCUGGGCUGUUUCUUUACCGCUUUGCUUUCUCGGCCUCCAAGUGUUCUUAGUAGAAAUUUCCUCGCAAAAAAACCACCUUGGGAUGUGAGGCUUUGAAAAAUCUACUCGAUAAUCCAAGGAAAACCGAGAGAUUUUUCUAAUUUGGGAAAGUGAGAGAAUAUCUUUAGCGCACGGGAGAGCAGUGGAACUGGACCUCUCAGGGUAAAUGUCGCCAAGAAUUUACACAGUCUGGGGAGGAAAUGCGUUCUUUCCAUUUGUGUGCACCCUCCUGCUUCUGCUGAAACACCCUCAGUCCUGCGCCUUGUACACAUACCCCACAUGGCUAGUUUCAGAAAGGAGGCAAUUCUGGUAUUAGAUGCAACUUUAUUUCAAGAGACACCGAGAACCUAUUGUAUCUUAUGAAACGCAGUGAUCUCGGUCUAGAAACACCAUAAUA